CAAACAUCAGAUGUUUUUAAUGUGUGUUUGUUAUGUCUAUCAUACCUGGGUGAGAUUCUCGGACUAUAUACGUGUUUUAGACAGCGAAAAGCCUUUUCGUCAUUCUUGUAAAGCACAGAGUUGUGGCUAUCGACUGUCUGUUGCCGCUCUCGCGGAUUAAAGAACUAUAGCUGUUAGCUGCCGGUGGCUAAGUGGCUAAUAAUACCACCACUACUUCUGUUAGUGAUAAGUCAACAAAACUCCAGACACCUUUUUCUAAUGAAAGUCAACGACUGCUUCGUGUCUGCUCCUGGGAAGGCGAUCCUUCACGGGGAGCAUGCAGUCGUGCACGGGAAGGUGGCCCUUGCUGUCAGUUUGAACCUGAGAACAUUUUUAAGGUUGAAGGCCACCACUACUGGCAAAGUUUGCAUCAAUCUCCCGAAUAUUGACAUAUUUCUCAGCUGGGACCUUUCUGAGCUGAAGCAGCUAAUUCCUUAUUGCUGUGCUCAGCGGGUGGAGCAGAAAUGUCUGGACCCUGAACUCGUGAGGAGACUGCAUGAAUUUGUUGGCGCUGCAGAUGGAAACCUGGACACCUGCCACAUGGCCACCUUAGCCUUCCUCUACCUCUACCUCUCGUUGUUUGGCUCAGGCGAGCUGCCCAGCUUGACGGUGUCUGUGUGGUCGGAGCUGCCGACUGGAGCAGGACUGGGGUCAAGUGCCGCCUACUCGGUGUGUUUAGCCGCAGCUCUGCUCUGCACGAGUGGAGCCAUUACCGCUCCACUCAAAGAGCCGGAUCACGCCGCCAGGUGGUGCCAGGAGGAUCUUGAGCUCAUCAACAGCUGGGCAUUCCGAGGGGAAAUGAUCAUCCAUGGUAAUCCAUCAGGAGUGGACAAUGCUGUAGGAACAUGGGGUGGCAUGCUGAGGUUCUUGGCUGGGAAGAUAAUACCACUGAGCAGAGUGCCGUUAUUAAGAAUCCUCCUCACUAACACCAAAGUACCUCGCAGCACCAAGGUACUUGUUGCCGGGGUGAAGGACAAAAUUAACAAGUUUCCCGCCGUGAUGACCCCAGUGUUGGACUCAGUCGAUGCCAUUUCCUGCACAUGUGAGAAAGUCCUCUCAGACAUGACCUCUGAACCCAUCACAGGAGAGCACUACAAUAUUUUAGAGGAGCUCAUUGACAUUAACCAGCACCAUCUGAAUGUGUUGGGCGUGGGACACCCUGCCCUGGACACACUGUGUCGGGUCACACUAACCAGAGGACUCCACAGCAAGCUAACUGGUGCGGGGGGAGGAGGCUGUGGCAUCACACUACUCAGACCAGAAACGGACUCCCAGGUUGUGGAGAGUACAGUGCAGGACUUGAGAAACUGCGGCUUUGACUGCUGGGAAACGAGUAUUGGCGGGCCAGGUGUCCAGCAGCACUCUCCUUUGUCUGUUAAGGACGAAGUUCUGGAGAUUUUAAACCGAUAUUAACACACACACACGCACAUCUGUCGGCCACACAAGAGGACAACCUGGGCCGUUUUGUCAGUUUGUUGCCAUAACUUGAAGACCUGAAGUGUGCUGUUGUAAUAAAAUGGGACCGAGGAGGGGACACUUCACUGUGUGCAGAGCUGGAAAGAGCUGGCUGGACUGUUAAUUACACAUUUUCCAAAUCAAUUUGCAAAAUUUGAGACAAACUAAUUGACUGUUGUGUGGAGUGUUUGCUUGUUUAAUGAACUCCACAUUGCACGAUUCUGUACUGAGCUCUUUGUCCACUAGAUGGCAUUAGAGUCGCAUUAAUACUCCUCAUGAAAGCUUUCUUGGAAGAGGUUCUGAUAAAUUAAUAUGUAAGUGAAGCACUGGCAGGAUCAUGUUGGAGCAGUAGGGUCAACCUAUUUUAAUGGAUUAGAUUAGUCAUUCACAGUCGGCCAUUAAUUACUUAGGCCUGACAUUGUAACGCGCGGCGGUGUUGUAUAGCGGCUAAAGCAAAUAUUUAUGAUUAUGUAGGAUUUUACAUGACGAAAAAAUAAAACUCUUUUUGAUGCAAUCAACUAAAUCCCAGUGACUCCCAUUACUCAUAGUUAUAGAAAGGAAAUGAUGGUGUCAUGAUACAUUAGAAUGCACACAGUGCAUCUGCCAUAAUUGAGACCACUUUAAAAAACCUUUUUACACUAUUGUAUAAUCCUGCACUUUUCUUAAAUUAGGCUCUACAUUUAAAUGUAAAAAAAACAACCCGUUAAAAGUCAAUUAAGCAUCUUUUUUUUUUUUUAAACAUUGGUGUAAAUGUUUAAUCAUUUGUUAAAUAUUAUAAUUGCAGUUUUAUGCAGUGCUAAUUUCCGUAUGUAUUUCAAUUUAAAGAGUAACUGACGGCGUUGUUGUGCAAGUAGAAGGCAGGAGCGAGGGGGCGGGGAGCAGAACUGUGUGGCCUCUGUGGAGCCUCUGGAUUAGCAACACCAUAAUGUGAAUCAACAACAACAACAAGCAUCCGUCUGUGAGUCACACAGUUGUGCCGACACACACACACACACACACACGUGUACACACAAUCUUUCUUUAAAAAUUCUCCUCUUCCCAGUCACUCAUCCCUCUCGGCGUUACAAAAAUAUUCGGCAAAUGCCGCAGAUACAGAAGAUAGAUGUGUUUAGAAUAUCCCAGAUUUGGGGAAAAGGUCACUGUGGCAUUCUGCCGGGUUUAAAUAUCCAUUUCAUUUUCUAUUUUUUAAAUGUCAGGAAGAUUGAGUAGUACAAAUAUGGCAGUGAACGUGAAGAAAUGACAUUCGUCACCCUCCCUCCUUGUCCGCCUGGCGCCCCCUCUGUCCUCUUGAAUUGUAUCAUCUUUAUGUCAGGGCAGCCCCCCCGUCGGCGCGCCGCACAGUUGCCCCUAACCCCUGCUGGAAUUUAAUUACCACUAUGCUCUUCAAUUGAAAUGGCAUUGACGAGGGGGAAAAGAGGGAGACAACAGAGCCUGUUUCAUUUGAAGCCCCACUCUUUCUUUUCUGUCUCAUUCUCUCUCACUCCUUUUACCGCUGCAAGGCACAGAUGGUAUUUUUUCUUUCUUUUUUUUUUAUCAGUGUCAGAGCCUGCUUCUUUCUGCUCUGAUGAAUAGAAUCUAAGGAGGCCCUGCGAUUAUUUCAGAUAACAGACAGAGUGAGGAAAGGGGGUCAAGGAUAGAGGGGAGGAUGUCAGAAUUAGAGAGAUACAGUGAAAACAGUGUGCCGCUGUCCCGGGAGUAAAGAGGGAGAUGGAAAAACAAACCCUUUCACAUUUAACAUUUAGGGAGUUUUGUCUGGAUGGAUCGAUGCGAGAGAAUCGAGGAUGUAUAAUUUAGUUUGUCCAAGUGGGAGGAAGGAAAUGUUAAAUGUGAAUUUGCUGAGUGGACAUGCCCACUGUGGCCACAUUCCCUGUGGUCCAUCACUCAACGUCUGAAAUGCUUGUCAGGAGCUAUUAAGUUUGAAUACAGAAUUAGACCUGACUGACACGAUAUCAUGUUGCUCAUGGCCACUGCUUUUGCUAACAGGGAGUUUCAGUGCGCGUUUGACGUCCGACUGCGAGUGUUUUCAUUUACUUGGAUGGCAUCUCUGGAUCACAGUGUGUCGGUGGUUGUUAUUAUGAAAAAUCACUUGUGAGUUGAUUGUGUUCUAUGUCAUGAUAUCUGUGUCAGAGGGGGAUGUGGAAUUGGCCACAGUGGGGAGCAUUUGUGCGAAUGGCCUCUCCCGGCGUUCAUGUAGACACACUGACGGAGAGGCAACAUCAACAUCGUGCACUCCUCCGUCAUGAUGGGCUGCGUGAUCCUCCUGGGGGUCUUUGCCCUUUUAGUAAGUGGGGGGUGGUGGCUGGUAUAAGUAGCGGGGGUCCGAUUAAGUCAGCAGGAGACAAGGGUGCUGUCAAAGAACUCUGAGGAUUUUGGUUUUUAGUGAGAAAUGUUCUUUUGUUCCGUUAGUCCCAGGCAGCCCCUCAUAAUACAUUGUGUGUGUGUGCUAACUUUUUAUAGCUUUUCUAACUUCAUUUAGAUGUUUGGUUUGUGUCAAAAG
This is a messenger RNA of Solea solea (common sole), 3991 nucleotides long. It is a transcript of the gene mvk, whose product is annotated as mevalonate kinase. Gene Ontology annotation, biological process: cholesterol biosynthetic process; isoprenoid biosynthetic process. NCBI's taxonomy places the organism in Eukaryota, Metazoa, Chordata, Actinopteri, Pleuronectiformes, Soleidae. The coding region runs from base 259 to 1452 and encodes 397 amino acids. Gene Ontology annotation, cellular component: cytoplasm. Gene Ontology annotation, molecular function: ATP binding; mevalonate kinase activity. The transcript has 10 exons. The record is from RefSeq and is a predicted model, not a curated record.